Molecule: messenger RNA, 354 nt
Organism: Gryllus bimaculatus (two-spotted cricket)
Lineage: Eukaryota; Metazoa; Arthropoda; Insecta; Orthoptera; Gryllidae
Source: the annotation of a GenBank genome assembly
AUGGUAUGGUAUUGUCUUUAUAAUUCAAAGAAAUCUGUCAUGUUCAAUAACGACAGGUUGAACAAUUUUUGUCGCACGGAGCAUAGCUCGUUAAAUGGAACUCCACCCCUAUUUCACAUGAGGCUGCUGGCGGAAUCGACGAUCUCCGCGCUCGCAGCGGCGGCGGCGGAGGACGCUCCUCGUGAAAAAUUGAUCGCGGCGGUUUUUAGGGCUGAGAGCCGGACGCGGGAUCGCUCUCGGCUCGCCCUCACAAACGGAAUCUCCAAUCAAUCUUAUUACGAGCGGCUCGGCGCGCCGGCCCGUUCUCCGGAGACGCCACGACGGCACUGGCAGCUGCACCGGCGGCAGGGAUGA